Lachancea thermotolerans CBS 6340 is the source of this 1575-nucleotide messenger RNA. RefSeq names its product KLTH0G08536p. Bases 1 to 1575 code for a protein of 524 amino acids. Gene Ontology annotation, molecular function: fatty acyl-CoA hydrolase activity. The transcript has a single exon. Gene Ontology annotation, cellular component: mitochondrion. Gene Ontology annotation, biological process: acyl-CoA metabolic process. The record is from RefSeq and is a predicted model, not a curated record. NCBI's taxonomy places the organism in Eukaryota, Fungi, Ascomycota, Saccharomycetes, Saccharomycetales, Saccharomycetaceae.
AUGCUCCGCUCGCUACGUCCAAGGUCCGGAACUGCCCUCAAAACCCUGAAACCAUCGAUGCCCCAACAGCGGGUUAGAAUGCUCCACCACAAGGACGACGGCAAGUCCACCGACGCCUCCACGCAGCCGGAUGCCGCCGCCACGACACUGACCGAUAAGUAUGAGCACAAGAGGCUGUCUAACGUGCCCAAGACCGCAAAGGGCUACGAAGCAACAUGGCUUAACGCUCUCGCGGAGCGCCAGAAACAGCUCGCGCAAGGCAAGAUCAUCGAUUCCUAUGUUUACAGUUCUGUCAAGUCCACGGAGGUCGGGGAGAAGACGCGGAAGGAUUCCUUCGCGUAUUUGGCUCUGCCGUUCCGUGAGGACGCUUCUGUUGCGGACUUCUAUGUCAACGCUGCGGGUAGGCUCAGAAUGGGCCAAAUUUUCCAAGAUUUGGAUGCUCUAGCUGGUAGAAUUGCCUACAGACACACUUCUCCUGCUCAGCCUGUCAUUGUCACAGCAUCGGUGGAUCGUAUUUACCUGCUGAAGAGCAUUGAUUUCAUGGCCGAUUACAACAUCGUGCUUUCCGGUUCUGUUGUUUGGACCGGCAGAUCUUCUAUGGAGAUUGCCAUUAAAGCCACUGCGAUUAAGGGUGACCUACCCGCAGAAAUUACAGAAGAUUCCCUUGCUGCAGAAGAUACGUUCUUGACUGCGUCCUUCACGUUUGUCGCUAGAAACCCAGAAACUCACAAAUCUCUAGCUGUGAACAAGCUCUUGCCCCUCAACGAGAAGGAGUGGAUGGACUUCAGGCGCGCCGAGUCGCACAACGCUGCGAAAAAAUUGCGCGCUUCGAAUGAAAGCUUGGACACCAAUCCACCAACGGGAGAGGAAUCUAAAAUCAUCCACAACAUGUGGGUCGCUUCCAAAGAGCUCUCCAAACUAUCUCACAAGCCUCCUAAUGUGAUGUCUAUGAAGGACACCAACGCCAAGUCUACAAUGUUCAUGCAGCCUCAGUACAGAAACAGACAUUCGUAUAUGAUAUUUGGCGGGUACCUAAUGAGACAAACCUUUGAGCUAGCUUAUUGUGCUGCUGCAUCUUUCUCCCAUGCUUUCCCAAGGUUUGUGUCUCUGGACUCUACUCAUUUUAAGGCGCCAGUACCAGUUGGCUCAAUUCUGCACAUGGAUGCUACUGUGGUUCAUACGGAACACUUAUUUGAUAGAAGCUCCAAGCCAAAGGUUACAACUGUCACUCACAAAUCUGCAGAUGGCAAUACAGUUUUCCACUUUGACUCUUCACCCGUCAAUGAGCUCUCUACCCAAAAGGGUGCAUUGUUAUCCAAGCCCGGUACAUUGAUACAGGUUAAGGUCGAUACUAUUGUCCAGGAGCUUGCGUCAGAGAAGAAGAACUCAUCUGGCUCUUUCAUUUACUCAUUUUAUGUCCACCGGGACGCUGAUGAGAAGACUAUUGGUAAGCCAGGCUACACCACGGUCAUUCCCGAAACUUACUCUGAAAUGAUUGAGUACAUCAGUGCUAGAAGACGUGCUAUUGAUACAGCAGCAUACGCCAACACCUUGAGAAGGAACAACAAGUUGUGA